AUGAAAGUUACUCGUUCGUACCAAAUUUUAACAUUUACCUUCAUUCUACUCAAUGUAGCGGAGAGUACAAUGAGCUCAGACGAAUUUGCCAAACCAGUUCGAGACGGUUCCAAGUUCGAUAACCCCCUUUCGUUCAAAAAUUGGAAAGGUCUUCCGGGCUUCUCUUCGAUACUCAGAUGGCGCUUUUGUGAAACAAACCAGGAGAAUGUUCCAAGUGAUACCCAGAUAUUAGAUAAAACUAUACCUGUGACUAAUUUAACAUCAUUCGUCUCGCAAAACAAGUCGAGCCUGUUCGCAAGUUGGCUCGGCCAUGCGACUGUACUGGUAGAAAUGGAAGGCGCUCGGUUUAUUACUGACCCUAUAUGGGCCGCUCGAGCUUCAUUCACAUCUUUCUUGGGACCUGCAAGAUAUAGGCCGCCUCCAAUGAAGAUUGAGGACCUACCUGAGCUGCAUUUCGCUGUUAUAUCACAUGAUCAUUACGACCAUUUGGACUUAGAAUCGGUCAAAUAUAUCAACAGAGCCAAUCCUGGAAUUCGUUGGUUUGUGCCGUUAGGAAUGAAAGAGUGGAUGAGCAGUGUUGAUAUCCAAAAUGAUGAGACGAACAGAGAAAGGGUAACAGAAUUAAACUGGGGGGAAAGCGUUGAUUUCAAAGUCAAAGAUAAGAACUACACCGUUUGGUGUUUACCAGCCCAACAUUGGGGACAAAGAGGCCCAUUUGACAGAAAUGAAAGAUUGUGGUCUGGCUGGGCUAUAAUUGGAGAAAACAAAAGAUUUUACUACACCGGUGACACUGGCUUUUGUGAAGAUGAGUUCCGAAAAAUUGGAAAUAGGCUGGGACCAUUUGAUUUAGCUGCUAUUCCUAUUGGUGCUUACGCCCCAAGAUCUUUCAUGAAAUCACAGCAUAUCAAUCCAGACGAAGCUGUCGAAAUACACAAAUUGAUAAAAUCGAAAAUGUCCAUUGGCAUUCACUGGGGUACUUAUCACAUGGGAUCUUAUGAAUAUUAUCUCGAACCUAAGCAGAGACUCCAAGAGGUAAUGGAAGCAAACAGUGGAUUGAACCCGUUUGAAACAAUACAAAUGGGCAAAAUAUGGGAAGAGCAAUAA
Molecule: messenger RNA, 1104 nt
Organism: Auanema sp. JU1783
Lineage: Eukaryota; Metazoa; Nematoda; Chromadorea; Rhabditida; Rhabditidae
Source: the annotation of a GenBank genome assembly